Messenger RNA from Funneliformis geosporum, 1359 nucleotides. NCBI's taxonomy places the organism in Eukaryota, Fungi, Glomeromycota, Glomeromycetes, Glomerales, Glomeraceae. The record is from the annotation of a GenBank genome assembly.
AUGGUUAUGCUUACAAAUGGAGAUGCUUCUGUUUACAUCAAUCGAGCUGAUAUUUAUCGUGAACUUAAAAAAUUUAAUAGAGGGAUGGCCGACAUAAAAAAGGCUCUGAAAUUUGAUCUAACCAAAGCCGAAAAAGCUAACGUAAUUGGAAAUCGUGGUAUUUUUAAUAUGAAUGCUAGACGUUAUGAAGAGGCUGUCGAGGAUUUUACAAAGGCAUUGAAAUUACAACCCGAUAAUGCAACUGUGCAUCGUAAUCGAAGUAGCGCUUAUCGCAUGUUAAGAAAACUGGAUAAUUCUAUAGAGGAUUUGGAACGAGCAUGUCUCAUUGAUCCGGGCAAUGUUUAUCAAUAUGGAAUGCGCGGAGCUUUAUAUAUGGAAUUAAGAAGAUGGAGCGAUGCCAUAACAAAUCUCGAUUUUGCCGUACGACAUCAUCCCCAGAGUGCCACUCCUUAUUCUAAUCGUGGCGAAUUAUUAUUUAAGCUAAGAAGGUAUAAUGAAGCUUACAUCGAUAUUAAAAAGGCCUUAGAAAUUGAUCCUCAACAUAUGAUUUCUCUUCAGCAAAUGAUAGAUAUUUGUCGAAGAAUGGGAGAUUACCCGAAAGCCUUGUCUACGGCAAACAAAGCCUUGAUUUUACACCCCAAGAAUAAAAAUACCUUGAUACUUCGCUCAGAAAUCUAUUAUCAUCAGAAUUCCUUUAAAGAAGCUCUCAAGGAUUUAGAUAGCGCUAUUAAACUUUCUCCGAAAGCAUGCUCACCACUUUGUUGUCGGUCCGAAGUACAUUCUAAACUGAAAAACUAUGAUUUGGCUUUAGACGACAUCAAUCAGGCGUUGACAAUUCGAGCAUCAAAUCCUUAUGCUUAUGAGAUACGUGGCAAUAUCUAUCGUAAACUUGGAAAGCAUAACGAAGCUUUAAAUGAUUUUAAUAAAUCUUUAGAGUUGUUACCAUUAAAUGCUACUUACCUUGAUUCGGAUGACCAUAACAAAAGGGCUAAACGAAACCAUUCAGGAUGCGAUGAAGGGUUCACUUUGAUUUUUAAAAUGCAAGGAGAACGAAAUUUUGCAAGUAUAUAUACAAGGCGUGGAGCAACAUUAUUAGCGUUGGAACGUUAUGAUGAGGCAUUAUCGGAUCUGAACCAAGCAUUAGCGUUACAAUCUGAACAUUUACUUGCUUUGAAGAAGCGAGCAUGCGUUUAUCAAAAGUUGGGUAAACUAGAUUUAGCGUUAAAUGAUAUUAAUAGAUUUUUGGAGCUGAGAAAAAAAUACAAUAUAACUGGAUUUCGUAAAUCAGAUAGCACUGCCGGGAUUAGAAUUCGUGAUAGCAUAGAAUCCGGUGUAAUAAGCGAAUCUGGAUCAAUUUGA